Molecule: messenger RNA, 2083 nt
Organism: Neolamprologus brichardi
Lineage: Eukaryota; Metazoa; Chordata; Actinopteri; Cichliformes; Cichlidae
Gene: tmbim6
Product: transmembrane BAX inhibitor motif containing 6
Biological process (GO): negative regulation of apoptotic signaling pathway; negative regulation of endoribonuclease activity; negative regulation of RNA splicing
Cellular component (GO): mitochondrial membrane
Molecular function (GO): enzyme binding
Source: RefSeq, a predicted model, not a curated record
AUUUUAGGUGCACCGGUGACAUUCUUCGAUGACACACCAGGCAGUGCAGCAUAAUAUAAAUGUUAUUCGAAAGUGAAGAGAAAAUAACUUGUAACGUUUAAUGUUUUUGAAAAAAAGAAUUCAUAAUUACAAACAGCUAGUUGGCUCAUUAAAUCGCAUUAGAUAGCCGGUGAUAUGUCGUACUUUCGACCUAGCUGCGCGUGACUGGACUACAAUCUUCUGGGCGUUUCCAUGGUGACAUCAGCAGGCUGCCGUGAGCUGACACGUACGGUUUUGUUUUAGAAAAAAAACUUAACUGUAAAGCAGAGAAAAGGAAACAGCUCGUAACAGAGAGAGAAGACAGCGUUUCAUCAGAAGUCUCAUCAGAUCUCAGUCCCCGAUUUCACCAUGAACGUGUUUGACCGCAGCAUCAACAUUGAUGCCCUCUUCAAGUUCUCCCAAAUAUCUCAUUCCACCCAGGUGCACUUGAAGAAUGUGUACUCAAGCUUGGCAGUUUGUAUGUUUGUGGCCGCUGCCGGCUCCUAUGUCCAUGUCGUCACACGCCUCUUUCAGGGUGGUGUGCUGUCUGUGCUUGGAUCCCUGGGGUUGAUGUUCUGGCUUGCCAUGACCCCCCAUAACCCUGAGACAGAGAAGAAGAGACUGGCUAUCCUCGCUGGAUUUGCCUUCCUCACAGGUGUUGGCCUUGGACCCACACUGGACUUUGUCAUCUCUGUCAAUCCGAGUAUCAUUGUGACUGCCUUCAUGGGAACCUCUGUGAUUUUCAUCUGCUUCACUCUCAGCGCCCUCUACGCCAAACGCAGGACCUACCUGUUCCUUGGAGGCACACUCAUGUCCGGCCUUUCCCUCCUAUUCCUGAUGUCUCUGAUGAACAUGUUCUUUGGAUCUAUGAUUCUGUUUAAGGCACACAUGUACCUGGGGCUGCUCAUCAUGUGCGGCUUUGUCCUGUUUGACACUCAGCUCAUCAUCGAGAAAGCAGAAAACGGGGACAAGGACUACGUCUGGCACUGUGUGGACUUGUUUCUUGAUUUCAUCACCAUCUUCAGGAAACUGAUGGUCAUCCUUGCCAUGAACGAUAAGGACAAGAAGAAGGAGAAGAAGUAAAGAGUCUUUGAGUAGCAGGAAAAUAAAAACAAUCAGAAAAGGCACAAUUUGCAACGCACUUGGUGCUUUUCACUUUCUGUCUUCAUUUUGAAAUUUAACUCCUAUGUGGUCUUACAUUGUUGAAAAUUCUUUGAUUUAUCAUAUACUUUUUUUCUAAACUUACAACAAGGGUUGAAUGUAAGUUUAUGGUAUGGUAUGCUCGUCCCAUCCUGGCUGUGAAUGAAAACUUUAACGCUGCAGUGAUAACGCUUGGCCUGUAGAGGGGAGCGUUGCUCUAUGAUGGCUCCCAGAAGCUGAGCGGCACCUAAUGAGAAUUUUUUUCAUAUUUACUUGUUCUUUAGUGCCAUAAAUUAACAUAAUAGGCUCCUUUUUAUAGUGGGUCACGUGAGCUUCUGAAACUGAUAAUUGUAAUAUUUUAUGUAAUUUCAUUAUUUAUAGUUUUCCUUCGAUCUCUUAAGUGAAAUGUUGCCACAUAAGGUCCCAUGGUUUUUGACAGCAGCUCCUCCUUUUCAGAAAUUUUCCUCUGAUUUGUUUUGCUCCCACGUUUUUUGGUUUUGGGUAAGAGUGAAGAGUGCUAACACUGAUUAAAACCCCAGAAGCCUGUCAGACUUGUUAUGAUCUACACUGAACUCAUUCAGAGGGACUUUCAGCCACUUGCUGGUUUGGAUUUUGGAUUUUGGCCUCAUUGAGGAGGAAGAAUUGCUGCCAUCUGUCCUUUUCUCUUUCAUUUUGUUCCUUCAACUUGGAUUGACGGGCGAAUGAUUCAGACCGCUCCCCUUGUAAAUCUGUUGUCUAGACAAUAGUUUGCCAGAUGAUGAUGUUAACCUGAAAAUUUGGCAUCUGUAUAAUUCCUUUUUUUCCUCUUUUUGCCUUUUUCUUUUCUUUUCAAAGUGUAUACUGUGAAAAUUUUAUUUUGUUGAUGUAAAACUGAAACUAAUAAUUUGAUACAUUUGCUCAAAUAAAUGUGUUGAACGUACUGAGA